Molecule: messenger RNA, 1226 nt
Organism: Danio aesculapii
Lineage: Eukaryota; Metazoa; Chordata; Actinopteri; Cypriniformes; Danionidae
Gene: faf2
Product: Fas associated factor family member 2
Exons: 10
Coding region: 21-1226 (401 amino acids)
Cellular component (GO): endoplasmic reticulum
Molecular function (GO): ubiquitin binding
Source: RefSeq, a predicted model, not a curated record
UUAGGGCUCGGCGAGGUAAGAUGGCGGCGCCAGAAGAACAGGAAUUAUCUCAGGCUCAAACUGAAAAACUCCUUCAGUUUCAGGACCUGACGGGCCUAGAGUCAAUGGACCAGUGUCGGCGCACAUUAGAACAACACAAUUGGAACAUUGAGGCUGCAGUACAAGACAGACUAAAUGAGCAAGAAGGAGUUCCCAGUGUCUUCAACCCGCCGCCCGCCAGACCGUUACAGGUCAACACAACAGACCACAGAGUCUAUAGCUAUAUUGUCUCAAGGCCACAGCCUAGAGGCUUAUUAGGUUGGAGUUACUACUUGAUAAUGCUUCCGUUCAGGUUUACGUAUUAUACACUUCUGGACAUAUUCAGGUUUGCCCUGAGAUUCAUUCGGCCAGACCCGAGGGGUCGUGUCACAGAUCCUGUUGGAGAUGUCAUGUCGUUUAUUCAUAGUUUUGAGGAGAAAUAUGGUCGAUCGCAUCCUGUAUUCUACCAGGGAACAUACAGCCAGGCUCUGAAUGAUGCCAAGCGAGAACUUCGCUAUUUGUUAGUUUAUCUUCAUGGAGAAGAUCACCAGGACACUGACGAGUUCUGCCGAUCCACAUUAUGUUCAGAAGAGGCACUGACCUUCAUCAACACGAGGAUGUUGUUCUGGGCAUGUUCCACCAGCAAACCAGAGGGUUACAGAGUCUCUCAGGCCCUGCGUGAAAACACUUAUCCAUUCCUGGCCAUGAUCAUGCUGAAGGACCGGAAGAUGACGGUGGUUGGGAGGCUGGAGGGUUUAAUCCAGCCGGAGGAUCUGAUCAACCAGCUGACCUUCAUCAUGGAGGCAAACCAGACAUAUCUCAUGUCAGAACGACUAGAGAGGGAGGAGAGGAAUCAGACGCAGGUAUUGCGACAGCAGCAGGACGAGGCUUAUGAGGCAUCACUGCGAGCAGAUCAGGAGAAAGACAGAAAGAAAAGAGAAGAACAGGAACAGAAACGGCAAGAGGAGGAGAAAGUACGCCAGACCGUCCUCGCUGAGGAGAGACGACGAAGAACUCUGGAGGAGGAGAAGGAGCGCAGGUCUGAGUGUCUCCCUGCUGAGCCACCUGUAGACGACCCAGACGGAGUCAAAAUAGUGUUCAGACUACCCAACGACACUCGAGUGGAGCGGAGAUUCCUCUUCAGCCAGUCUCUGACGGUAAACAGACUUUAUAUCUGCUGCUUCAUCUUAUCACUCGUACACCGUUGA